This is a messenger RNA of Nicotiana attenuata, 903 nucleotides long. RefSeq lists its product as uncharacterized. The record is from RefSeq and is a predicted model, not a curated record. Lineage: Eukaryota; Viridiplantae; Streptophyta; Magnoliopsida; Solanales; Solanaceae. Bases 1 to 903 code for a protein of 300 amino acids. The transcript is spliced from 3 exons.
AUGGAGUGUGUGACAACAGUGGGCUAUUCUCUAGUACUGAAUGGAGGAUUGACUAGACCUUUCCCGGCUAAGAGAGGUAUAAGACAAGGAGAUCCAAUGUCUCCUUACCUCUUUGUGAUUGCAAUGGAGUACCUGCAAAGGGAGAUGAACCAACUAACUAUGCAGAAGGAGUUCAAAUUUCAUCCAAAGUGCAAAAAGCUGGGAGAGACCUUUAAGAGGUUUUCAAAUGCAUCAGGAUUGCAGCAUAUAAAGGAACAACUAAUUGAAUAUACUGGAUAUGAAACGGGUAGUAUACCUUUUAAAUAUCUGGGAGUUCCACUGUCAGCAAGAAAACUGAACAUUCAUCAAUGUUUGCCUCUGAUUGAGAAGAUUACAGAAAGAGUUAGAUGCUGGUCAUCUAGGAUGCUUUCAUACUCAGGAAGAGUCCAACUCAUAAAAUUAGUGUUAUUUGGAAUACAAACGUAUUGGGCUCAAAUCUUCUUAUUGCCAAAGAAAAUCAUGAAGAUGAUAGAGACUAUAUGUAGGACCUUCUUGUGGAUUGUCUCAACAGAAUACUCCAGGAAAGCACUGAUAGCUUGGGAUAGAAUAUGUCAACCUAAAGCCACUGGUGGUUUGGAUGUGAAGAUAUGGAACAAAGCAGCCCUAUUAAAAUACCUCUGGGCAUUGGCUAUGAAAAAAGAUACUUUGUGGAUUAAAUGGGCUCACAUUUACUACAUAAAAAACAGACCUAUUGAGGAGAUAAAUACACCUAAAAAUGCAGCUUGGGUGGUAAGGAAGAUCAUAGAGGCAAAGGAUGAAAUACAGAAGCUGAGGACAGUUCAGAACAGUCUCAUUAACACACUGGAUAGUUUUGUGAAGCAAGGAAAAUUUCAGAUACACACAGCUACAGCCUCAAUUCCCUAA